AUGGAUGUUUCUUCCACUUCCGAUGAUGAAAUAACCCUCUUGCGCACUUGGGCCCUGACUGUCACUCAUGUGGCAUGUGAUUAUACGGAACAGAAAUUCAAUGCAGAGAAGACAGGAGGAGACCCAGUUAUACCUUCUCCAAACCUAGACACUGAUCUGGUGAUGGCUUGUGAUCAAUUGGUUGAUCGGCUCAUAAAGGCAUAUAAAAAUCCCAUUCAGAUGCCGAUUGAUAUUGCAAGAUAUAGCAAAUUGAUCUCCCCAAAGGACACGGGGCGUAAUGAAGAGAGAGAGGAAAAGUUGCUUGAGAGGUGUCCUCCUGGCCAUGAGGGCACAAAGUUGAUCGACAUACCCGCGACAAUUCUUGAUGCAUCCGGUGCCAUCAUCGCAUGGUACCUCCCAGACGCCUUGACCGAUGCCACCCAUAAUGAAAUUUGGGCGGCCUCGGAUUUGCUAGCUCCCAUGCUCGAACAAAGCAUAAAGCUCGAUGGGAUUUGGCGGACUAAUCAACAGUGGUUCACACCAAGCUCGGAAAAUGAUGUCCUAACUCCCGGAUGCGUUAAUUUAUCUCCGGCAUGGUUUCAGCAGGGGCACGAGGUAGGAUCUGAUGAGAUGGCGAUCUCGGUAGUUAAACUCACCAAUCCCAUAGAAUCAGUCCGAUCCGGAGGUAUCUGCAUCAUUGAAGGGACCAUCCUCCGAGAACAUCCUCAAAGCCAUUGCGAGCCAGCAGCCAUUGCCACAGCGGCACUCAGGGUGAUGCAUCCUGAGCAGUACUGGGCAGGGUUGCAAGCCUUUGCGAGCCUCGGAGAAAAGGCACGAAGCAAGGAACUGCCGAAGAUGUCAGAGACUCUCCAGUACUGGGCAACGGUGUUUAACAGCCUCACCGUCAUAUGCAAUCGGGAAACCCCGAAUCAUCGAGACCCCUCAUCGAUUUCCGAAUGCUUCGAUAUUCUCACUAGCGUGGGGAAUUAUUCUAAUGCUCGGAUGAGUAUGCCAAGCCUGCAGCUGGAGUUAAGUGGAAGGGGAUCGGAUUGCCUGGGCAUGGUAUAUGAGGGAUGCUGUUCAUGUUUAUGCUGGGAUUCCGUCGUGUGGAUGGGCAAGGUUGGAUUGGAAGAAGUAGAAAGGCACUCCAUACUCAACAUUCGGGUUUCGGGUCUUGAUAGUCGGGACUCGAUAUUCGAUUUCACCGACUACCGAGUACCGGGUUUCGGGUUUCGGUACACGUACCGGGUUUCGGGUUUCGGUACACGGUACCCGGUACUUGAUAGUCGGGACUCGAUAUUCGAUUUCACCGACUACCGAGUACCGGGUUUCGGGGUUCGGUACACGUGUCGAAUCUCGGGCUUCGGGCUUCGUGUUUCGGGUCUCGAUAAUAGGGACUCGAUACUCGAUGGUCGGCACUCACAUCUCGGGCUUCGGGAGUCGAUUGUCGGGACUCGGGUUUCAAGACUCGGUAGUUGGGACUCGAUAGUGCGGAUUCGGGUUUCAAGACUCGGUACCCGGUACUCGGGUUUCGGUACUCGGUGA
This is a messenger RNA of Suillus subalutaceus, 1524 nucleotides long. RefSeq lists its product as uncharacterized. Bases 1 to 1524 code for a protein of 507 amino acids. The record is from RefSeq and is a predicted model, not a curated record. NCBI's taxonomy places the organism in Eukaryota, Fungi, Basidiomycota, Agaricomycetes, Boletales, Suillaceae. The transcript is spliced from 7 exons.